Molecule: messenger RNA, 974 nt
Organism: Daktulosphaira vitifoliae (grape phylloxera)
Lineage: Eukaryota; Metazoa; Arthropoda; Insecta; Hemiptera; Phylloxeridae
Exons: 2
Coding region: 112-828 (238 amino acids)
Source: RefSeq, a predicted model, not a curated record
CUUUAACAUACGCAUCAAUAUAAAUGAAAUUACUUAAAGCUUAUACGAUUUUUUACAUUGAGCAAGUAAAACAGUAUAGUGUAAUAAAAAUAAAGAAAAAAAAAAAUUAAGAUGAUGGCAAUAUUAAAAAUUAUUUCAGGGAUUAUUGCUACAAUGAUAAUCGGUUCCAGUAAUAUGAAUGUUAAAUCUUCAAAACAAAAUAAAGAUAUUGAAUUAAGAAGCAAUCUUUGCUACUCAUUCAUUUUUAAUGAACCCGUAUUCAAUAAAGACAAUAAUAUAGUGUUGUUUAGUCAACUAGUAUCUAAUUAUUAUAAUCGAUCUAACUAUCCUAAAGACGAAGAAACCAAUGAUUAUGACUUUGUUUUCAAGACUUCUUUUAAACAAGCAGUUACAAAUCGCACAAACAAAUAUGUCUAUUUACUUAGUAAAUAUAGUGAAAAAAUAUUAAAUGAUAGUACUGAAAACAACACUCAGAAGGUUUUCAAAUUGAUGAGAAGAGCUAUUUAUUCGAUUAAAUCAGGACUUCAUAAAAGAUCAAUUAAUAUUAUCAAUAUUAAUUUGUUCAUUAAUAGUUUGCAAGAACAAAAUGUAGAAAAUUAUACAAAUUUUCUAAAGACUCAAGAUGGACUUCCUUACAGUAUUUCUCCGGCAAGUAAAGCUUUAAUAAUAUGCCAAACACCAAGUUCACUAGAAUUGUACGAGUCCCUAAAGCCAUUAGAAAAUUUUCUUGAUAUUUUUACUUCAAACAUAUUAACUUCCGAAGAGCUACUAAAAAUCCUCGAAAAUAUUAUAAUUCGUAUUGAUGAAGAAUACUCAAACAAGUGGUAAAUUAAAUUUGCUCCUAGUAUUAACAUUUUUUUAUAUUCGAGAACACUAAUUAGUUAAAAUUAUGUAAGGUAAAUUGUAUAAUAAGGUGUAUUACAUUUGUAUGUAAAUGUAAUUAUCAUAUUAUUAAUAAAAAUAAAUAAAUAAUA